Messenger RNA from Jaminaea rosea, 768 nucleotides. RefSeq lists its product as hypothetical. The transcript has a single exon. The record is from RefSeq and is a predicted model, not a curated record. Lineage: Eukaryota; Fungi; Basidiomycota; Exobasidiomycetes; Microstromatales. The coding region runs from base 1 to 768 and encodes 255 amino acids.
AUGAGCGACCUCUUUCACCAGACAGAGCUGAAUGCCAGCUUUGCAGACUACACGCGAACCCUCAAUGGAGUCUCAGAGGAGGAGGCUGUCAGGGCUGGAGCCUCGUCGCUGCCUGCUCUGACGCAAGACAAGCCAGCCUCACCUCAUCACUUCUCACCAGAUGCCACGCUCUCUUCCUCGCCCGUCGAUGGAGAGCAAGCCAACGCACGGGUAAGCAGCCGUAGUCGCAGCACAACAAGAAGCCGCACGCGCUCCGCCUCGCCCGGAGUAGCGGCGCAAUCGGCGUCAGCGUCAGCCUUGUCACUAUCACCGCCAGCUUCCUCAUCGGCGGAGCCAGCGCGGCCACCUCCCGCGCCAAUCUCACCGCCGCCAAGGCAUCAAUCCUCUUCCCCUUCGAUGGCGUUGAGCCCACCUCGUGCUCCUCCCAGCCAGGAUCGAGCAGCUGGCACAACUGCUGUGCAAGCCAAGGACGAUGACGAUGAAGAUUCAGAGGAAGAGAUGCUUCCCUCGCAGUCGCAACGCCCAUCCCAGCAGGCCCGACCAUCUCAAUCCGCAGCACCGCCAAGUAGCUUCUCGUCCACAAUGUCACCUCCAGCUACACCUUCAAAGCGUAGAGCAGGGGCUCCCGUCGUCGCCCCGAGCACCAUGCACGCGCCGAGUACCCCUUCGAAGGACGGGAGCAGGGAAAAUGCGGUCGCAGGCCCGAGUAGGGGUGGUAGAGGAGCGAGCUCGUAUCGGAGAGGGUUGGCGAAGAGGCAGAGGAUAUGA